Molecule: messenger RNA, 3342 nt
Organism: Aspergillus puulaauensis
Lineage: Eukaryota; Fungi; Ascomycota; Eurotiomycetes; Eurotiales; Aspergillaceae
Exons: 2
Coding region: 1-3342 (1113 amino acids)
Biological process (GO): nucleoside metabolic process
Molecular function (GO): catalytic activity; protein binding
Source: RefSeq, a predicted model, not a curated record
AUGCCUCCCCGAGUCCUCUCCCACGAUGCCUACACGAUCGCCUGGAUCUGCGCACUCCCACUAGAGAUGGCCGCAGCGAAACUGAUGCUCGAGGAGGUUCACGGUAAUCUCCACCAGCCAUCGACCGACCACAACUGCUACACCCUUGGGAGCAUCCACGGCCACAACAUCGUUAUCGCGUGUUUACCUUCCGGCAUGUAUGGGACAAUAUCAGCUACAACGGUUCUAGCGCAAAUGUUACCCACGUUCCGAUCGUUGAAAUUUGGCCUCAUGGUGGGCAUCGGGGGAGGCGUGGCGACCAAGGCAGAUGUACGUCUUGGGGAUGUGGUAGUUGGGAUACCAAGUGCCACGUCAGGAGGGGUGAUACAGUAUGACCAGGGGAAGACACUGCAUUCUGGACGGUUUGAGCGAGUCUGUGCAUUGAAUAAGCCACCUCAGGUGUUGUUGACUGCUGUUUCUCAGUUGCGAAGCAACGAUAUGGUCGGGAGGCGGUCCACACUGACGCAGGCAAUAUCCAAGGAUCUAAGCCAAGGGCAGUUCUCACGCCCUGAUCGCGAUCUAUUGUUCAACCCGGAUUAUAUUCAUCAUAACACCGACAUUGACUGCUCGACGUGUGAUCAAGACGAGCUGGUACACCGUGAGCCUCGGCAGGAUGACGAACCACGCGUUCACUAUGGGUUGAUAGCCUCUGGCAACCAGGUCCUGAAAGAUGCUAAAACGCGGGAUUCCAUUGCACACGACCUCGAUAUCCUUUGCUUUGAAAUGGAAGCUGCAGGGCUGGUGGACCAACUUCAAUGCUUGGUGGUCCGAGGAGUAUGUGACUACUGUGACUCGCACAAGUCCAAAGAAUGGCAGGGAUUUGCAGCCUUAGCAGCAGCCGCAUAUACAAAGAUUCUUUUACAAAUCGUGCCAGUACACCGCGACAAGUGUCAGGGACAAAAGCGGCAUUGGAUGGUGCCGUUUUCCAGGAACAAGGCAUUUGUUGGUCGUGAGAAUUACAUCGCCACCUUGGGGGAAUCUGUCUCAACACCAGGUGAGACGCAGAAAACUGCUAUAUGUGGACUUGGAGGGAUCGGCAAGACUCAGAUCGCGCUGGAGCUCGCCUACAGAGCAUAUAUGGAUAUCGCCCAACUAGCCGGACUGGCUCUUCGUGAUGCAGCAGCGGCGAAGGAGCAGGUAAAGGCCUACCUCAGCCACGAAAGGUCUGGAAAGUGGCUGCUGAUAUAUGACAAUGCCGAUGACAUGGAAAUGUGGACGAAGGGGAGUGAAACUGGCCCAGCGCUGAAAGGUAUACUGCCACAAAAUGAAGCCGGUCACAUCCUAUUCACCACUCGCAACCGGAAGCUGGCUGUCAAGUUAGCCUUGUCAAAUGUGGUUCAGAUUCCUGACAUGGAUGAAGACACGGCGCUGCAAAUGCUCCACCAGCUUUGUAUCCGGAAGGAGCUACUGAUGGACACAGAGGGAACUGCUACCCUUCUAAAACAGCUCUGCUUUUUUCCUCUUGCUAUCAGCCAAGCCGCCGCAUACAUUAAUGAGCAUAAUAUUACUAGACUGGGAGAUUACGUGUCUCUUAUCACCGCACAGGAAGGGGAUAUGGCCAAGCUUCUGAGCGAAGACUUUGAGGAUGAUGGUCGCUACCCGGACACGAAGAACCCAGUAACAACCACAUGGCUGGUUUCCUUCCAUCACAUCCGAGCAUUGGACCCGUUCGCAGUGGACUAUCUUUCAUUCAUGGCCUGUCUUAGCCCUCGCAAUAUCCCGCAGUCCCUCCUUCCCCCGGCACCAUCCGAUAAAGAAAGGAUCGAGGCACUGGGCCUGCUCAAGGGUUAUUCUUUCGUUUCCGAAGAGCCUGCAAGCGGGAACUUGACACUGCACCGACUUGUUUAUCUUGCAACAAGGGCAUGGAUGAGAACGGACGGAAGUUUUGCGACAGGGAUAAUAAAGACCGUGGACCGUAUGGAUAAGAUACUUUCAGGUGUGACCUACCAAGAAAGACAUUUGUGGCGGCCAUAUCUUCCGCAUAUUCUUGCUACGAUGGAAAAUAACGAGUUCCGCGCUGUGCGAAAUCGAUACGGUGAUUUAUUAAACAUCGUGGGGAAGUUGCUGUCAUCCGAUGGAAGAACCAGAGAAGCAAAAGCAUUGUACGUUCAAACUUUGGAAGAUAUACAGAACCGGCUGGGGGAAUAUCACGAACAGACGCUGCAUAGUAUGUAUAACGUCGGCGUAGCCCUCUCGGAUAUGGGCGAGUAUACUGAAGCGAAGGAAGUGAUGGAGCAAGUACUCGAGGGCCAAAAUAUGGUUCUCGGGCCUCAACACCCAGACACCCUGAGGAGCCUAGUGGCAUAUGGUUUGGUCCGCCUUGACCAAGGGUACUAUGCACAGGCACAGUCAAUCGAGGGUCAAGCCCUGGAGGGUCUUGAAAAGGCACUUGGCCCCGAACACCUACUUACUCUGAAGUCUGUGGAAGCUCUUGGUUCUAUCCUCCGCCAUCAAGGGAACUACGAGGAGGCAGAAGCCAAGUCCCGGCGAGCGAUGGAUGGCUAUACGGAGAAGUUCGGGCCCUGGGAGGAGCGCACCUUGAACUCACAUAACGAAUGCGGCUUGGCACUCAUAGGCCUGGGUAAAUAUGACGAGGCGGAGCAGAUAUUUAGCGCAGCGCUACAGCGCUCCGAAGAGAUGUUAGGCCCUGAACAUCCACUCACUUUGAACAGCAUGAGUAAUUUGGGCAUUGUUUAUCUCGAGCAAGAAAGGCUCGAGGACGCGGAAAGCGUCCGCAUACGGGCCUUGGAUCUUGCAAAGCGACUCUUCGGUGAAGAACACCCAGGUACCCUGGCAACGAUAUGUAAUCUGGGAAUAGUCCUUGCAAGGCAGGGCAGACAUGAAGAAGCCAAAACCUUGCACCAACAAGCGAUAGGUGGAUCUAAUAAAGAGCUCGGGCAAAACAAUCCGAUUACCAUUACAUUCUUAGGGAGCUUAGCCACGGCGUACUGGGAACAGGGAGACUUCGCAGAGGCAGAAGAGCUGGACGUUAAGGUAUGGGAGAGCAAUAAGCAGCAGCUAGGGAUAGACCAUCCCCACACGUUGACAAGUAUGCAAAAUCUUGCACACACAUGCGAAUCUAGGGGCAACUACAGGGAUGCCAUAGACCUCACCGCGCAGUGCUUGGAGCUUCGCAUGAACCGCCUGGGGGCAGAACACCCUGAAACUGUCCAUUCAAGGUAUUUACUGGCCGAAUGGGGACAAAGAGAGAACAAUCACCUUGUUGAAGAACCUGCUGCAACGUCAGAGCGUGAUAACCAGAGUCACCGUGAGACCGAGGAAUCUGGCACCAUUUCAUUCUGA